CAUGGUGUCCUCUUCCCCUCUCUCCAGUGGGCCACGUGGAGAAGAAGAACUCUGGGUAAUUCCCAAAUCUCCAGCUGGACCUUCAAAUCCAAAAGCCCCCCCCUGAGGGCCGUCUGGCUGGCUGGCAGCCCAGGUAGAGGCACUCGCUGCUCAGCCUAAGAGAACAGAGCGCAGCCCCUGUACUCUAUGGAGCUCAGGGGGAUAAAAAGCUACUACUUCAUUCAGAUGGGGGGAUUACUGACAGGUAAACAGCCUGAAACGUGGUCCCCUGGAUUUCCAGCACCCAGGGGUCAGGGAUGAAAGACAGAAGGUGGGCCUUGGGUAUGAUUCAACUUCUUGAUGUAUCCACGGGGCUUGGCUGCAGUUGAAGGCAGUUUGACAAAUCAGGUGGUGUGGUGCAUUUUUUUGAUUGAUUGGUCAGCACAAAAGCAGAAUUAAUCCCUAUUUCUUAAAAAAAAAAAUGUGGGUCUCUUAACACACAUAAAACUACCUUUAAAAAUGAAAGUAAUCCCGCAAUUCAACAAAGACUCUCCAGAUAUGUCCACACAGGAUCCACUUGUCCAAACAUCACCUGCUGGGCUACAAAGUCCGACCGACAAUCACAUCGAUUAGUCGCAUCCUUAUCAACAUUGAAUACACACUGAAUUAACGCGGUCCCGUACAGUAGCCACCAACACGAUCACUGAAAGACUUAAAAAACAAGAGAGACGGUGAGAUUAGAUGGGUUAUAUUCCGCAGAUUAAAUGCUCUCUUGUUUAAUAAUCCGAUUGAGCGCUACUUGGAUAUAGCUGCUUGAAACCACCUAAUUUGUUUUAGGGUGGAGAAAACAAGUGAAAGUGGUCCCUGCCUGCUUUCAUAGACGAGCUCCUCUCCUCUCAGGGGAAGUAUCGGGCUUGUAGCGGCAACAUCCUUUACUGUUCAUUCACUGAAACAAAACACAGCGUUGAUUAUCUCCCAACACCGCGUUUGUAAUCCAAUAUCUUCGGGGUUUUUUCUUUUUUUUUUUUUAUACCCCCCUCGAAAUGUGUCUUUUUCGCCACUCAGAAACUGGCAAGUAAAAUUGUUGCUAGAUAGGAUGUUAGUGAAAUGUCAACAGCCGCUGGAAGCUGGUUUCUGUGGCUAAUAAGUCCUCCUCCUCCGGUUCAUCUCCUCGUCAGCUCCACAACACACAACCGCCGUGUUGUCAGCCCCCCAGUCAGCCGUCGGUCGGUUCAUUCACCGCCUCGUCCGUUACAACGAAUAAAUCUCUAAGCUACACCGAAAACAGAAAGGCAUGUCCACAUUUCGGAUGGAGAGGGGACAGGCUGACAUUUCAGGUCGAGGUAAGUCUCCAAACGUAACGUUUUACACAAGAAAAAGAAAAAAGAAAAAUGGCGACAUGAGCAAAAUAACGUCUAAGUUUAGUUUUGUCGUCUCAGGGUUGUCUUCAAGGAGUGGGGAACGGGGAGACAAUGGGAACCGGGAUGGACCAACGGACCGAGAGAGACAGCCGAGAGGAGCGUCUCACGCCUGCCAUCUGUCAAGUCAAACACCGGGAAACAACAUGGCUGUUCCGCUCUUUUCACCAAUGAGCAGUCAGACCAGCAAUGGGGAGGCGGCCCCUCCAUCUCGGCCACAUCAGAGGACAUUUUUGGAUGAUGUCAUUUUGACCUUUAGUUCACCGAUGGCCUGGCUGCUGGUUGUGGCUCUGAUCAUCACAUGGUCAGCCGUGGCCAUCGUUCUCUUUGAUCUGCUUGACUAUAAGACUCUGACAGGUCUCCCUCCUCCUCCUGCCGUCGCUAAGAGAGGUUUGAGGGCUAGAGGUGCUGUUCGUCCUAUAAAAUCAAGCCCUGCUGGAGUCCCUAGUGAGGUCAAAGCUCAGGAAAGCAUCGACUGGAUGGGGAUCUUAUGGACGUUUGCAGCCAGUUUGGUAGCUCCUGACGAUGAGGAGGAAGGUAUUCACCAGCUAACUGAAACCUUCACAUCUUUACACUCUGAGGAGCUCUGAAGGAGAAGAGGGUG
Messenger RNA from Thunnus maccoyii (southern bluefin tuna), 2001 nucleotides. RefSeq lists its product as uncharacterized. Gene Ontology annotation, cellular component: sarcoplasmic reticulum; membrane. Bases 1274 to 1987 code for a protein of 237 amino acids. The transcript is spliced from 5 exons. Lineage: Eukaryota; Metazoa; Chordata; Actinopteri; Scombriformes; Scombridae. Gene Ontology annotation, molecular function: signaling receptor binding. The record is from RefSeq and is a predicted model, not a curated record.